Messenger RNA from Oxyura jamaicensis (ruddy duck), 4154 nucleotides. RefSeq names its product glycoprotein hormone subunit beta 5 (gene GPHB5). The coding region runs from base 1798 to 2190 and encodes 130 amino acids. Gene Ontology annotation, biological process: G protein-coupled receptor signaling pathway; regulation of thyroid hormone receptor signaling pathway. The record is from RefSeq and is a predicted model, not a curated record. Gene Ontology annotation, molecular function: hormone activity. Gene Ontology annotation, cellular component: extracellular region; cytoplasm. NCBI's taxonomy places the organism in Eukaryota, Metazoa, Chordata, Aves, Anseriformes, Anatidae. The transcript is spliced from 4 exons.
CUUCGCCAUCAAGGGAUAUUAGGCUCCUUGCCUGGAUCAAGAGGUGCUGAUCCAGCAGCAGCCCCUGGUUUCUGCCAAGUGCUUUGGACUUGCUUGGCCAAACCAAAAAGGCCCUAGGAUUCACUUGCAAGAGCACGCGAUCGUGCUGAAGCUACCAGGUAUGCACAGAGUCUGCCUUUUACUUGAUGAAUUCAGUGUCUAGGAAAAGAGAUUAACUAAAUCAGUUAGAUUGUUAAGAAACUCUCCCACUCUCCCUUUUUUCCUUUUACCCCUUUUAAUCGAGCAUAAUUUAUAUUCCUGCUAAAUCCACUGUCAUUACACUCCUUUCUCUUUUCCUCUUCUAAAUUACCAAGCCAGUUUCAAAUCCUUGGUGAUGAAAUGUAUGCAGUGUGUAACUUAAUGGAACAAAAAUUAACCUAUUAUUGGGAUUUGAAAUCUAAUAAUUAAAUGUAAAUGCUUGGAUUCAUUGUCUAGGGAAACAACCUAUAAAUAAGCCAUUUAAUGUCAUACUGGUAUUUUCUUUUGAUCAGACUUCAAUUAGUCAGUGAUGUAGGAUAUCCUGUUUUGGUUGCGUCAUUAUUGCAGCAGGGAGUGUUAGCAUGAAAUCCAGAUCUUGCACUAAUAAAUAACAACUCAUUUUCCAAAGCUUAAGUAGUCUUUUCUGCAGGAACUUGAUUUCAUGGGAUAACUGUUCAACCAACCUUCGUACAUUAUGGUAGGAUAAUCCUGAGACAGAACUGGGAAAAGUAUUAUAUCUCAGUGUUUUAAUGGCAGCAGCAAAAAGAACAAAGAUCAGCUAAAAGGGAAAGCAUUUCCCUUAACAGCACCGUUUUCCAGUGCCCAGGAUGGACUUGGGGUUAGUGAUACCAAGCUUGCUAUGGAAAUGCUGGCCACUGGUUAAAAAUGUGACCUUCCUUCCAGGCUGGCUUUUCUCCCUGUGUGCUGCCUGACUUGGCAGUGGUUGAAGCUUUGAAAAGUAUUUUCCUUUGCUGUAACCUUGAAUCGUUUUCCAUGUGUUCGCAUUCUGUCAGUCGCAUCCAUUAUCCUCAUCAGUUUGUUCGUGAUAAUCCAUUUUCUAAGUAACAUCUGGAAAUGUCUCUUCAGCAAAGUACAGAAUUGGGGUGUUUGUCUUUUUGCCUGCACAGAGAGGACUGAGCAGGUAGGGGAGGAGAAGGGUUUCUGGUAUCCCUGUGCCGGUGGGAUGGGAGUGUGAGUAAUGCAGGGUGGACAGGCCUCUGUACGGGUGCUGUUCCUCCUUGCCCCCAGGUCCUGGGGUGAGAGGGCCAUGGCGUAAUCCUCAUCCACUCCCCUGGGCCUCUCUGGUCAUCGGGUUUCCCAUCCCAUAACACACUUCCCAGUGCUUUGGUGAAUGGACACCUUCUGUUCUCUCCUUGCCCCAGGCUGGCACGCACCCUCUCUCAUUCACAGCUUUCUUUUUCUUCCUCUAAGAAGAGACAUUCAUCCUAUCCUAACCUCUUUCUGCUCCCCCAGGUGCCACCAUUACUCCUUAUCACCAAACCCACUGCAGCCCCAGACCACAUGCCUGACCUGAAGCUCGUGUAGGCUCUUGUGGUUUUGUUGGGACCUGUUCCUCUUGCUCUCCAGAGCUCACACCCUCAUCAGCCACCCUUCUGUUGGAUCCCCUGGCAGGUCAAGUCGAGCCUCUACCUGAUUCUUCUAGAAGGAAAUCUGCUCUGCUAACACAAGGAUGUGAAAGACGUAGCAAAACUACCAGCAGAGAGCAAACAACCUGUUAAGGCAAAGUCUGAUAUUAGAUAAAGCUUCUAGAGGAAAAACAUGAAGCUCCAGUGCGUGAUCCUGGCCACUCUGCUCCUCCUGCUGCCAGCAGGCCGUGGUGGCAUGCCUGAGAGCUCCGCCAUUGACCUGCGCACCUUCAUCGGCUGUGCCGUGCGUGAGUUCACCUUCCUGGCCAAGAAGCCCGGCUGCAAGGCACUGCGGAUCACAACAGAUGCUUGCUGGGGACGCUGCGAGACCUGGGAGAGGCCAAUUCUGGAACCUCCUUACAUCGAGUCUUACCACCGCGUGUGCACCUACAAUGAGACCAAGCUGGUGACGGUGAUGCUGCCGAAGUGUGCCCCGGGCGUGGAUCCCUUCUACACAUACCCCGUGGCCAUCCGCUGCGACUGCGACAUCUGCUCCACUGCCACCACCGAGUGUGAGACUGCCUGAGCUCUCCUUCCCCAGGUCAGGUGAGGGAGGGUCAGAUUCUUCCCUGGCUCUACACCCCUGGUAUCUCCAGGCUUACAGAGGGUGUGAGUCAGUCCAGAAUUUGAUCUUAGCAUCUAAUGCUCCUAAUCAUUGAUUUUCAUAGGCAGAUGAGGCUUAAUCCCUUCUCCCCGUGCUGUUUAAAGCACUAUACCUGUAGAAAUGUAGUGCGCAGCCUUACAAUAGCAAAUCCUAUGGAAAAGAAAAAAAGGAUGCUGUUUCCCUUCUUCACAGGCUUUUCACAGUAUGUGACCUUGCUUCACGUACAAAAUGCACAUGGACUAAACAGUCACAGAGCAGUUGGAAACAGGCCAUGAAGGCAUUACAGCUGGUGGAACAGCCUCUAUUCAUUUCAGGGUUUAGCGCCUUCCCAGCAAUGUAAAUGUAAUUACCAGCAUAUCCCCUUCUCUCCCCUGUUCUUCUUACACUGAAGUCUGUCAGGAAUAACUGUCAAAGAAAAGGCCGUCAGGCCAAUUAAAUGGAAAUGGGUAUCCAAAUCACCACCUUGAACUUGGGUGAAUGCAUCCUUAGCCCUGACUCAGCAAAGUACUUAAGCUCAUGAUUAAGUGCUUUGCUUAAUAUCAAGGGACUUAAGCACGUGUUUCAGUAAUUUGCUUAAUUGGAGCUAUUCUGUUGAAAAAAAUCUUGCCUCACAAGGGACAACUCUUUAAAAAAAAAAUGGAAAGAAGCACAUUAAAUCUGUAAAAACACAAAGAUGCAUUUCUUCCCAUCCUGCUUUUUCCAGGAUUGUCCUGGAGCAGAACUGACCUCAUGUAAAAUCAGAGAGGCUCUGCACAGCCCAAGGCACCUCCCUUGACAAUUUCCAGAGUUAGAGGGACCAAGCCAAAACACGUUGAUGAUGGUUUGGUUUCAGUGAGCCCUGGCUGAGGUGAUGGGAAGGAGGGGGCCAUGAAGGGUGUUCCCACACUUCUCUGCACUGCUGAGCUCCUUGGAGACCUGCUCCUCAAGAAGGAGGUGCACACAGAGCCGGAGGGCAGCCAGAAGUGCUCACAGGAGAGCUGUGGAGUUGUCUGAUACCCAAUAGCAUGGCCACCAAGGGUGGGAUAGGCCCAGGACCAGGAAGACAGCAGACGUGUCAAAGGUUGGUUCACACCUCUUCAGACCCACUAUUUACAAACUAGGGGACAUAUGGGAGCUGCUGCAGCAGCCCCCCCCGGUGACCACGGCUCUGUAAGUGCCUCUGUCCUCUGGUUCCCACCUGGAGAAGGACAGAUGCACGUUUGUCUCUCAUUUCUCCCCUGAACAAAAUGGGAAAAGAUGUAAAAGCAUGAAGAUUUUGGCAAGUGUGAGGGGCUCACAGGAGUUUACAAAACAAAAAUAUGACUUCUCAGCCAUUAGGAGAGAAUUGCUGCUGAGAGAAAUAUCAGCACCUGACUUCCUCUCUGAUUGUCUUCUGGAUGCAGUUGCCUUCAUUUCCAGGGUUGCAUGCCUGAAACUUCCCCAGGUGUCCUGUCCUCACUAAGACAGAUUAUUUUUUUCUUUUUAAUUUAACCUGUAAUUUAUUAGUUGCUGUUAUGUUUUGUCUGGAAUUGUGAAAGAUGCGCUCUGGCUGAGUAGGAAGGAGGUAAUUUUAUCAUCUGCCCUCAGUAAUUCUGAAUAUAGACUGCUAUAUCAAACAGCAGCAGGAGCGGUUUUCUGGUGAUGGUGAGUUUAACUGCCUUAAGAAGUCCUUGUGUUUUCUUUCAAAUUACAUCUCUCCAAUCUUGUUAUUGUUCUUACCAGCAUAACAACUCCUAUGGGAAACCUACAAAAUAUUUUGUGUCCUUAAUAAACCCCCAAACUGUAGUAUGAACGCAAUUUAAAGCAACGUGUCCUUCUUUAUUUAUGCAUAGAGGUUUCUCAUAUAGAACAUGUGUAAGCUCCUAUAAACUCUUUGCCAGAGUUGUGAACACCUGCAAAACAUCUCC